AAAUAGUGAGAUCUCAAAUAGACCGACAUAACAGCAGGAGUGAUCUAACCUUCUACACCCCCAACACACCGCUUUUCGGAGCUCUGGCACGGACUGACGUUAGUUUAAAAAGAUAGAGGUGGAUCUCUGUGACUAGGACCACAGCAGAGAGUCAUGGAAGAGCUGACGGCGUUCGUUUCUAAAUCGUUCGACCAGAAAGCAAAGGAGAGCAGUAAGAAGGAGAGUAUUACAUACAGGGAAGUUUUGGAGAGUGGUUUAGCGCGAACUAGGGACCUGGCAAACUCGGACUCAAGCCUUCAGGACAUUAGUGAAACUGGGAACCAUUGUCCGGUGCAUCUGUUCAAAGACCACGCCGAGCUGGAAAAGGACAAACUGAAGGAGUUUAACAUGACCAGGACGUCUGAAGGCAUUUAUGAAUGCAAGGAAAAGAAAGAGGAAGUGAAAUCAGAAGACGAGGACGGACAGAGCAAGCUGAAACAAAGGCGAAGUCGGACAAAUUUUACUUUGGAGCAGCUGAACGAGCUCGAACGUCUGUUCGAUGAGACGCAUUACCCGGAUGCCUUCAUGAGAGAAGAACUGAGCCAGAGAUUAGGAUUGUCGGAGGCCCGGGUUCAGGUCUGGUUUCAAAACAGAAGAGCUAAAUGUCGGAAACAGGAAAAUCAAAUGCACAAAGGUGUUAUUUUGGGUACAACAAAUCAUCUAGAUGCCUGCAGAGUUGCUCCUUAUGUUAAUAUGGGUGCAUUAAGGAUGCCUUUUCAACAGGUCCAGGCCCAGUUACAAUUGGAAGGAGUCGCGCACACACACCCGCACCUCCACCCGCACCUUGCAGCUCAUGCUCCUUACCUCAUGUUCCCGCCCCCUCCCUUUGGACUGCCAAUUGCAUCACUCGCAGAUACCGCCUCUGCAGCAGCAGUAGUGGCCGCGGCCGCCAAGAGCAACAGCAAAAACUCCAGCAUCGCCGAUCUCCGGCUGAAAGCAAGAAAACAUGCCGAAGCCCUGGGGCUCUGACCUUGGAGGGGAACUUUUACUAUGUGACUUUUUAAACAGACUAUUGCUGCAAAAAGGCCAUGACACAUGAAAAAGACAACAAAAAACAAGCAAACAUAAAAAAAAACAAACUCUCAGAGAAGCAGCUGCCAAAACAAAACCACUUCUUAGAUAAUAAUUAAAUACCAAUGAAGUACAGUCGGCUUUCAUUAGUUUUUUCUUUUCCUAAUCUUUUUUUUUUAAACUCAAAAUGGCCAAGAACUUGUUGAAGGUGUCAGAUAUAAAUAACUUGUUGGAUCCUUUUACAGUCAACUUUAUUUUGAGUUGGGAGACAUGCAUGGAACUUGCACGGAAAGCUGGAUUCUAUGCUACUUGAUGUCCAAACAUUAAAUGCAUACAUUAUAUAUUUACAUACUCAUACAUAAACAUAACUAUAUAUAUUUAUAUGGAAAACAUCUUUCCAAAAGGACACACAGAGCAGUUUCUUUUUUUUUUUUAGCUGACAGCAGGAAAAGACAAUAAGGCCUUGGACUUUCAAGCUCACAAAAUGGCCAUACACAUCUUCUCCAACCAUUGCGUAAUUGUCCUGUCUUGGUGCAUGAGUCGAUCUUUGGGGCUGGUCUCCACUGCUUUCACUUUAUCAUAAAUAUUAUGUUCACUGCCAUGAAAGUAUUUUGCUGUUUAAGCUCUGCUGCAAAAAAGAAAAAAAAAGCCUUUCAGUGUAGCUGCAGACAUUUGGGAAACAGCAAUAACAACCUCCUAUUUCAAAUGUGUUAUAUUUGUUUUUCAUGCUUUGUACUCUUUUUAGUUUUGAAAGGGAAUGGUGUCUCCCUUGGUGCAUUUUUCAUGGUUUUACAUGACAAAAAGCAUAUGACCAUAUUAUUGGGGGUUGUUUGGUUUUGCCAAUUGACUGUGUUUUGAUUUGACUUGGGAAUGAAGUGUUUCAUGUUGUUUACAAUCAGUGGAAUAAGCAAAUGCUCCUUUUCAAACAGGCAGUUGAAGCCAAUAGUAACAAAACAGUAAUUCAAAAAUUGGUUUGAAGUCUUGAUUAUCUCAAAAAUCUCGUAACAUGCCACAAACAAGGGUUUUAAAGUGGUUUAAGAAAGGAUAAAGGGUACUUAUGAUUAUUUAAUUUUAAAUGGCAUAUUAGUUUAACUAAAUUGCAAUUAUGUGCAGUAAAGUGCAAUACUGUAAAUAUUGAUAUUUUUUUUUGUUAGAAUAGAAGAAAACUAUUAAGGAAAUGAACAGCAAUCUUCAGUCUUUUAAGCACUAUAAUCAGUGCAUUGUAUUUUCUUGCCAAACAAACAGACAUUGUUUUUUUCUAACUGAUGUAAAAUUAUGACUUCAUCAGCAAAUGUGCCAUAAUCCCAGUAGAUCAAUGAUAUUUAAUACUUAAUUUUGUAUGCAUAACUAAAGAAAAUAACAAUAAUGUGUUGAGGUAGACAAAAGCACUUUCAUUGUAUGUUGUAUGGUCCAACAACAGAAAGACUAGGAUCAUAAACAAAGCAUAUUGUUACUGCUAAUUGUAUUAGCAUACAAGUUAAAACAGCAUAAUUUCACUCUAGUUUAAGUCAGCCUGUUUUCCAUCAUAGUGAACACACAUUACCUCAAAGUUAUUAUUUUGUCUUUCAAUGAGUCCCAAAAUGAAAAAGGUUGCAAUUAACAGAAUCAGCUGCUCUUCAAAGAUGCUUACAUAGUUUUUUUGUGAAUUAAGAGACCCUGGUACGACAACUAGUGCUUGUUUAUAAAAAAGAUGAUCCUAGUAUACGUCUACCUCUAACAGUACAUUAGUGGUGAAGCACAUUUUUGUUCAUAAGCCAUUUAAGCAAUUACUUUGUAAUAUCAAUUUUUAAUUAGACAAUUCAUGUCAUGGGUGCUUUUAUUUAUUCUGUUGUUUGAAAGUUUAUAAAUGAGAAUAUUUUAAAUAUGACUGUAAAUUUUACAUUGCUUCGCAUUUAUUUUUAUAUAUUUUUUUAAAUGUUCCAUUUUGCCACCUUUGAACAGCCAGUGUGAAUGCAUAGUUUAAGUGUUUUCGAGUUUACAGAUAUUUCAGGGAUGCUUCAAGUAAGAAACAGAAGUUUGCUUUCGUCAGUUUAUUCAUACAGUAUUUUUAAGUCUACACAAUUUGUUAAAAAUAAUUUUUUGGUUCUGUGUUCUUUGCAAGCAUGUCAGUCAGGAGUUCAUCAGACAGUUAAGUUCAAAGGUGUGUUUUGUUGGAUCACGCAAUCUGAAUGUACAUCUUGUACAAGUAAAGUAUUAAUAAAGUUCUAAACAUUUGUAAAAGGUUGUAACAAUAAUAUAUUAUCUGUAUAAUGA
Messenger RNA from Polypterus senegalus (gray bichir), 3303 nucleotides. RefSeq names its product short stature homeobox (gene shox). The record is from RefSeq and is a predicted model, not a curated record. The transcript is spliced from 5 exons. Gene Ontology annotation, molecular function: DNA-binding transcription factor activity, RNA polymerase II-specific; sequence-specific double-stranded DNA binding. Bases 154 to 1008 code for a protein of 284 amino acids. Lineage: Eukaryota; Metazoa; Chordata; Cladistia; Polypteriformes; Polypteridae. Gene Ontology annotation, biological process: regulation of transcription by RNA polymerase II. Gene Ontology annotation, cellular component: nucleus.